Messenger RNA from Sipha flava (yellow sugarcane aphid), 1097 nucleotides. RefSeq lists its product as uncharacterized. NCBI's taxonomy places the organism in Eukaryota, Metazoa, Arthropoda, Insecta, Hemiptera, Aphididae. Gene Ontology annotation, molecular function: protein binding. The record is from RefSeq and is a predicted model, not a curated record. Gene Ontology annotation, cellular component: nucleus. The coding region runs from base 1 to 1077 and encodes 358 amino acids. The transcript is spliced from 6 exons.
AUGUUGCCGGGAAUAAAACGUUUCGUGCUCAAAAUUGUAAUAAUCCAGCGUCUAAUCGUGUCAUAUUAUUAUUAUUAUAAUUACCCAGGUUCAGAAGUAGAGGAAUAUAAACGAAGAGCUACAGUUGGACACUGGGUACUCGUCAAAGACGAGCCCGAUGCCGAUGAUCGUCGCGACUGGGUGACCGCCGCGGGACGCUUGCCCACCGGAUCAGCGUUCACAGUCGACAGCGUCACGAUCGUGCCCGGCAUCGGCGAACGUUUCCUGGACGUUUCUGGUCGCGGUUUCGUGCACGCGGACGGUCAGCACUUUGCGGGCGACCCGUUCGACCGCGUCACCGUCGUGAACGCGGACGACAAUGUGCUACGAUUGGCCUCGUUUAGCACGUUCAAAUCCGUCUGGCGGCUGAGCCUGCGACGUAACCGUCUAGAAUCCGUCGAACCUGUUGACGGCGAUCUGGCGAAUACAUUGAUUUGUCUAGACGUUUCGGAGAACCGACUGGGUCCGGAAGACAUCUACCGCUUGUCCACGUCAAAACUUAAACAACUUAACGUGUCGGCCAAUCAACUGAUGGCUGUUCCCGAGAGUAUUACCGAUUACCAUUGCUUCUUACUGCUCGAACAUCUGGACCUGAGUGACAAUGGCUUAUCGAGUUCGAAAACGUUCUACGUACUCUCUACACUACACAACCUGCAAGCGUUGGAUAUGAGCACUAACCGAAUAACGUUUAUACCAUAUUUGAUAACGAAACAGCUACUUGACUCUGGUCGUGCUGAUGGCGAAGAAGACGCUGUCGGUGAUUAUCCAAACGCAGAGGAGAAUGUAUCGAGUAACAGUCAAGAAGGUGGUGGUCAGAAUGUGUAUCAUGUACAGCACAUUCCAUUUGUCAGCCUAAAGACAAUUAAUUUAACGAACAAUAUGAUCGCUCAGAGCUCGUCGGUUUUGCCUUUAGUGUGUUGGCCAUCGAUGACGUGUAUCACGUUAACGGCAAAUGCUAUAUGUCUGAAGAAAAAUUUGAAAACGUUCAAGAAUUUGAAGUCCACCAUGAGUGUGUACGGUAUUACGAUCAAACGGUGAUUAUUGUUUAUAAAGUAAAA